CUGUUUGCAAUCUUCUACAUGUCGACAUCCAGUUAUCCCUGGCUUCCUUCAGAUGUUAAUCUUGAUGCCUCUCUUAGCACAUCCCCCUGUUCCACACACAAUAUUAAUGUAUCACACUUGGCCAAAAAGGGGUUCGUGACAAAUUUGUCAUUGACAUUUUGAGUUCUUUUUAGGAAAUAAAUAAUUGAAAAUAUCUAGAAGUAGUCCUACCUCAGGCUAUUAGUCCAUUUUUUAAAAGAUGGAAACUGGUAUCUUGGCUCACACCUGUCAUUUCACUUAGAAUGCUGACGCAGGAUGGUUCCAUGAAGUACAGCUCAGUCAGUAGUACAUUGCAAAUCUGGGCCAGUUUAGACUACAGUGUGAUAUCCUGUGCACAAAUAAAUGAGCAAAUGGAUUAAAAAGGGUAGAAUGCAGCCUUUCUGAAUGAUGAGCUCAGAAUUUGUUUUAUCUUGGUACAUUGCAGUUGGUGUGUCAAGACCAUUAGUACUCACCUGGAGGAAGGGCAUUGUCAUGACUGAACACAGGGCUAAGAAUUUGAUGAUUUUACAUUCACAUAUGUAUGUAUUUAUUUGUUCUGGGUGGUGCAUGCAUUUUCACACAUGCAGCAAGUUGGGAAGUGAUUCUUUAUGCAACAGUGCACUUUUCGAGUUCAGAGUAGAAUGUGCAGGAGUUGGUACUCUAUAGAUUCCAAGAGAUUAACCCUAAUCAUUAGGUUUGGAUACAGGUACCUUGAAGCAGUCUUGCUGGCACAGGAAUUCUACUCUCAAAUUUCUUCUUGGCAUCUAUAAACAAAGUGUCAGUAAAAAAAUAAAGAUUGACUAUGGUGUUUUUACCUGAUUGACGUACAACUUACACAAGUGAAAGUCACAAUUCUAAACUGUUUCACCAUUCACAUCACUUUAUUUUGCCAUCACUGCUCUAAUUCUGAAAGUGUAGGAUUAGGUGAGACCCUGUCUUUCAAAACAAAAGUUUUCAGGUUGUGUUGGCACACCACUGUGACUCCACUAUAGGCAAUGGGACCUGGAAGAAAGGAAUGGAUGAAUGAUGUGGACUACAAUCUCAUUUAAUAGCCACCUUUAGUCAUAGCCCCAGACAAUUUAAACUGAGGGAUAAGGAAGGUUACAUGUGUAAAGUUCUCACGAGUUCAAGCUGUAUACAAUCACCAGCACAAUUCAGAUAUGGAAAACACAUUUUUCCAUAGAGGCAUAGACAUUUAAUUAAAUAACAGCAGCAAGCACAAAUAAAUGAGCAAUCUGAAGUAAAAGCACUCCAGUCCUUAUACAGAAGGCCGGAAAGUGUUAGUAUUUUGGCUUCCAAUGUGCAGCUGCAAGGUGUGAGCAAUCCCAGAUAUGCCUCAUUGAAAUUGUUGAUGUGUGGUGAACACCAAUUAGGUGGUUUAAAUUUAACCUGGAUGGUCUAGGGGCCCUUUCAUCUGUGAGGCAGGAGAAUCACUCCACUGCACAUUGUUUAAUGAUAUGUGUUUGCUUGAGACUCUGGUUUUUUUGUUUGUUUUGUUUUAUUGUGUGCCCUGGAGGAAGAAAGGGAAGUGCCUACUGUGUGCAGUUAUAGUGCAGGGACAACUUUGCAGUCCAGGUGUAAAUUCUGCUGCAAUGCCCAUCUCUGCAGGUCUGGGACAGUCUUUCUGCCUGGAGUGGAAGCCAGGGCUGGGGAGCAUUGUGUGCUGUGUCCCUUCACUGCAUUCUGUCCCUAAGAGAGCAGCUCCUGUCACUCAGUCAUCACUAGCCAAUGAGAGCCUCCAGAUGUACCCAGCAGUUAUAAUAGGGGAGGGCACUUCCGGUCCACGGUGAUACCAGCUUGGAGUCCUGGGACUGAGGGAGGAUCUGUUGGUUUUGGGUGCUGGGCUGUGAUCCCGCUGCCUGGAGCUGUGAGAACUGUCUGAGCUUGGAAUCUAUGCCAUGGUUCGAACCCGACCACUACCCUAUGCUCCAAUGCAGCAGAUGGAGAAAAAUGUGGAAGCAGCAGCAGGCUCACAGGAUAUAGUGACCUAUGAGGAUGUGCAUGUGAACUUCACUCAUGAAGAGUGGGCUUUGCUGGAUUCUUCCCAGAAGAGACUCUACAAAGAAGUGAUGCUGGAAACCUACCGGAACCUCACUGCUAUAGGUUACAAAUGGGAAGACCGCAAUAUUGAAGAACAUUGUCAAAGUUCUAGAAGACAUGGAAGGUUUAUCAUCUGUCACUCUAGAUACAAGCCAUGUGAUCGUGAUGGAUAUGGAAAGAAGCAAUGUCCAUCUGUCUCUACCAAAACAAUUAGAAGAUGUGUAACAGUCCCUACUAUAAGAAGACGAGGUGAAUAUGAGACAGGUUUACAAUUAACUGGUUUUCCAACCGGUUCAUUUUACACACGUAGUGUGACUCACAGUAAAAGAAAAUGUUAUAAACGCAAUCAAUAUGGUAAAACUCUGAGUUUUUCCAGUUCUUUUAAAAGACAUGAAAAUACUCAUAUGGGAAAGGGAAGUGAUAAAUGUGGGCCACAUAUGAAGGGUUUUAACCAUCACAGGUAUCUUCAAACACACAAAACAACCAAUAAUGAAGAGGAUCUCAAUGAACGUAAUCAAUGUGAUAAAGCCUUCAGACCUGAUUCCUCUUUACAUUUACAACAAAGAACUCAUUUGGAAACAAAAUCCCAUGAAUCUAAUGAAAGGGAUAAAGACUCUGUAUCUCAUAGUCCUCAUCAAGUACCCAGAACUCAUUCUAGAGAGAAAAGGCAUGGACAUCAUCAACAUGGUAAAGCCCGUCCUGGCUGUCUUCAAAGAGAUGAAAGAAUUCAUACUGGAGAGAAACCCUUUGCAUGUAAUCAAUGUGGUAAAGCCUAUGCAUAUAAAAGUCAUCUUCACAGGCAUAAAAGAAGUCAUUCAGGAGAGAAACCCUAUGAAUGUAAUCAAUGUGGUAAAGCCUUUGCACGUAACUGUCAUCUUCAAAUGCAUGAACGAACUCAUACAGGAGAGAAACCGUAUCGAUGUAAGCAAUGUGGUAAAGCCUUUGCACGUAACUGUCAUCUUCAAAUGCAUGAACGAACUCAUACGGGAGAGAAACCAUACCGAUGUAAGCAAUGUGGUAAAACCUUUACACGUAACAGUCAUCUUCACAGGCACGAAAGAGGUCAUACUGGAGAGAAACCAUAUCGAUGUAAGCAAUGUGGUAAAGCCUUUGGACGUAACAGUAAUUGUCAAAGCCAUGAAAGAAAUCAUGCUAAAGAGAAACCUUAUGAGUGUAAUCAAUGUGAUAAAGCCUUUGGACAGAACAGUCAUUUUCAUAGUCAUGAAAGAAGUCUUACUGGACAAAAUUCCCAUGAAUCUAAUCAGUGUGAUAAAACCUUUGCAAAGAACAGUCAUCUAAGUCAUGAAGGAAAUCAUUCUGGAGAUAAACCCUAUGAAUGUAGUCAAUGUGGUAAAGCCUUUGGACGUAGCAGUAAUCUUCAAAGGCAUGAAAGAAGUCAUACUGGAGAGAAACCUUAUAAAUGUAAACAAUGUGGUAAAGCCUUUGCACAGAACAGUCAUCUUCACAGGCAUGAAAUAAGUCACACUGGAGAGAAACCCUAUGAAUGUAAAAAAUGUUGUAAAUCGUUUACACGUAAAAGUGAUCUUCACAGGCAUGAAAGAGGUCAUACUAGAGAGAAACCCAAUUAAUGUAAUUAAUAUUGUAAAGCCAUUGCAUGUAAAAGUAAUCUUCAAUUGCAUGACAGAAGUCAUACUGUAGAGGAACCCUAUGGAUGGAAACAAUGUGGUAGAGACUUUGCAUGUUGCAGCAACUUAGAACACAUGACAGAAUUUACAAUUGUGAAAAACCCCAUGAUGCUAAUAAAUGAGGUAAAGCCUUACACUCCACAUAUAUUUUUCCCACUGAGCUAUCAUACUGGUCCUUGAUUAAGAUUAGUAAAAGCACUCCAUCUUAAAAUAUUGUCUCUUUUUCAAAUUGUAAACAUAGUGUCAUCCAAGAAUAUAGGAAUGUAGGACAGUUUGAAUAAUAAAACUUAUGUACAAAUGAAAAUGGCACUUAUGUUUUCAUCUGCUUAUUAUGAUAAUUUAUUCUGAGUACUAAAUACUUGUUCCUAACACUUUCUCAGAAACACAAAUGAAUGGCAGAGAAUUGUCUCAGUGGCUAAAGGUAGCUACUACUAAGCUUGAUUUCAUUCUCUGGGAGAACAAUAUUCCUCAUAGAAGUUUUUUUUUUAAUACUACACUUGGAUUAUGGCAUACACAUACCAUUACACCAGCACAUGCAUAAAAAUUUUUGAUAAUGAAAUGACUAGGACACCAGCUUAGGAGACUAGCUUGGUAUGGUCUCUAGUACUCACACAGAAGAACUAGAGAAUACACAUCUGUAAGUUGUGCUCUGACUGGUAUAUGCACAUCAUGACACAAGUAUAUACACACAGUUAAAAUUUUUUAAUUGGAUAAAAUUAAAGAAGAAAAAAAUCAACCAAAAUGUUGAGAACAUAGUUGAAGUUAAUACAUGGGAAAAUUUUAAGAAGUAUUAUUGUUCAUGAAAAUAAUGAUGGUUCCUAUUUAAAUCUUAUACUUUCAUUGGCUGAUUCAAAGAUGGGUAAUAUUUAAAACAUAUCUCUGCUGGGCAGAGUGGUGCAUACUUGUA
Onychomys torridus (southern grasshopper mouse) is the source of this 4611-nucleotide messenger RNA. Its product is annotated as zinc finger protein OZF-like. Lineage: Eukaryota; Metazoa; Chordata; Mammalia; Rodentia; Cricetidae. The transcript is spliced from 5 exons. Gene Ontology annotation, molecular function: RNA polymerase II cis-regulatory region sequence-specific DNA binding; DNA-binding transcription factor activity, RNA polymerase II-specific. The coding region runs from base 1917 to 3647 and encodes 576 amino acids. The record is from RefSeq and is a predicted model, not a curated record. Gene Ontology annotation, biological process: regulation of transcription by RNA polymerase II.